Molecule: messenger RNA, 849 nt
Organism: Trichoplax adhaerens
Lineage: Eukaryota; Metazoa; Placozoa; Uniplacotomia; Trichoplacea; Trichoplacidae
Exons: 2
Coding region: 1-849 (282 amino acids)
Source: RefSeq, a predicted model, not a curated record
AUGAAGAUCAUUCGUGUUUCAUUAUGGCUUCCAUUACUGACUGUUCUUGGGCUAAGUGAUCAUAUUAGUGCUAUGUUUCAUGGUGGUGACAUUAUCCAUGACGGACAGUCUAAUUCGGCUAAUACAGACAUGGUGCAUAGAGUGACACCUGUCAGACAGCCAACAAAGGUAGUACACGAUGUAAAAAUUCGAUCAGCAGACAAAGUUUACCUCUACAGCAAGAUUAAUUCUUGUACCAGGCCUAAUGCUAGUGUACUGGCUACUUGUGGUAUCGACUAUCGGGUGCCAACUACUGUAUUAUUUCAUAAUAUACUGCAAGUGAAGAAUUAUUUAGCCCAGAUGGCCCGCCGGAAUAUGAUUGUCUACAAUAGCAAGUGCGCUUCUAUUGUUACGAAAAUCAAAUGCAAAACAUUGCUACCAAGAUGUUCCGAGGAUUAUACGACAGUUUAUUUAAACGACAUACAGGAAGAAUGUAAUCAAGCCGCGAUAUGGUGUCAAAAUGCCACUAAUUUCCCCCACGUUAAUAUUUGCAAACAGAAUCGUAGUGUUUAUAGCUUUAAUCAAUGUAUUAAACCGCCAUUAUCUUUCGAUAAUCCAUCACUAUGCAAUCAACCUAUGCUACCGUCUUAUAGUACCAUUCCACAAUGGCUGCUACCAAAUUUAAAGCUAAGUUCAUCAAGAUUAAAUGAGAAUUUACGACUCUUAUUAUCUUUAAAUGGUGCCAAAAAUGGAUGUAUUGACAAAACUAUUAUGACGAUGUGCCAAUCCAUUCCACAUUGCUCUACCGACGGUACCCAUUUAUUAACAACCCUAUCUGAGAGUCAAUGCGAAGCAACAGUUAAGUGGUAG